Capronia coronata CBS 617.96 is the source of this 2652-nucleotide messenger RNA. RefSeq lists its product as uncharacterized. Bases 1 to 2652 code for a protein of 883 amino acids. The transcript is spliced from 5 exons. Gene Ontology annotation, cellular component: RSF complex. Gene Ontology annotation, biological process: regulation of DNA-templated transcription. Lineage: Eukaryota; Fungi; Ascomycota; Eurotiomycetes; Chaetothyriales; Herpotrichiellaceae. The record is from RefSeq and is a predicted model, not a curated record.
AUGCCUCGCAAACGCACCCGCGACGAGAUGGAGGCUUCGGAGCCGGUUGAGAAGAAACAAGAGCCUUCAUUGCUUCAGAGAAUACGCAAUAUGUGGGAGUUUGCUUCCGUGAUGCAAUACAUUUUCAUGUUUGGCAAAGCUGUCAAGAUAGACGAGGACUUUGACAUCGAGGACUUUGAGAACGAAUGCCUGAAGCCAGGUCACUCGGAAAAACUUGAAGAAAUCGGUCUCACUCUUCUCAAAUGGAUCUCAUCCCAUCGAGGACUCAAUUAUGACAUCUGGGACGAGUACACUCGCCGCCAGUACCUCGCCAAAGCACCACAUCUCAAUCCUUACGGCGACGAAGAGGAACCCAAGCGGUUCCGUGACUUCGACAUCUUUACCAAAAUCAGAGUCUUGCACCAGUUGACCGUCUGGACCUUCUGGAAUCCCGAUCGCAUACGGGAGAAGAUGCCUGAACAUCCGCGUGAGGUGGAUCAGACGGAAUGGCGCAUUGAGGAGUUUGGCUACGAUCGACAUGACAGACAGUACUACCUUCUCGACGACAACCGAUUCUACCGUCGCACUGAUCCUCCCCUACCCGCAGCCCCGAAGGCCAAACCUAAAGCAAACUCUAAGAAGGCACUUGCUGCCAGACGAAGACAAAGCAAACGAAGAAAGAUCGAAUCCGAGACACCCGAGGUCGAAGAUGAGACGCAAGAUACCCUAGACGAUACUGAGGUCAUGGAAGAGAGAAAGCCGGAGAGCUGGGAGGUCGACACGUUCGGUGGAUAUAAAUGGGAGUGCGUUGCCAUCACUCUUUCAGACUAUCAAGAACUGUGUGAGUGUCUCCAGAGUUCGAGAGAUCCCAAUGAAAAGGCUCUACGAGAACGACUGGUAGAGGAGGUCAUCCCGAUCAUCGAAGCCGCAGCAGAGAAACAACGUCGAAAGAUCGAGAGACGAGAACGCGAACUCAUGAUGAUGGAGAAGAUGGUCGGGGCCAAACGAUCGAACCGUCUUGCCGACAAGCAAGAACGAGAACGACGAGAGGCAGAAGAAGCCGAGGCCGAACGCAAGAGACAGGCGGAUCUAGCUGCUGCUCGUCGCGAACAAGAAAGACAAGAACAGAUGGAGAAAGAGCGACAAUACCGCAUGAUGACAAGAGAACAACGCAUCAAGGAUCGAGAACACCGGCGACUCUUGAAGGAAGAGGAGCUUGCAAGAGAUGCCCUCGAACAGCAACGUCUUGAGCAGGGUCAAAUUCGGGGGUCUAGCAGACAUCUCCAAGACCGGAUCGAGAAGACCAAGAAAGAAUUGGAGGACCUCAACGCCGAGGAGGAUUGGACUUUUGAUUGUUCUGGCUGUGGCAUGCACGGCAAGAACUUUGAUGAUGGAUCUCAUAGUGUCGCCUGUGAGAGAUGCAAUGUUUGGCAGCAUAGUAAAUGCUUGGGAAUCUCCAAGUCCGCGGCUGAGAAAGACGACUUCCACUUCGUCUGCGACGAUUGCAAACGCAAGGAGGAAGACGCAAAGAAGCCCAAGAUCUCGCUCAAAUUCAAGGUCGGAACAUCGUCGUCACCAGUCCAACCAAGCCCUGCACAGAUGCCGGUGCAAUCGCCUCCUAGGUCUACGUUUGCUGGUGUCGAGAUUCCCAGCCAGAACGCCGUCCGAGCACCGAGUCAGGGGUCAUUGACAAACGGUUCCCAGCCCCAGUCCUCGCCACCUGGUCAGCCAGCACCAUCACCGUCGCGUAUACCACUUGUCCAGAACGGCGACGGCCAGCGAUACGCAUAUUCGCACCCAGCUUAUGGCUUUGCUCAGCAGGCAAAUGCCGGAGCAGCUUACAAUGGAGUGUCUUCAUCUAAACCCGAGGGACAGAUGGCCGCUUCCCAGCAAGGCUUCCGCUCUCAUCCUCCCCCGCCCCUGAGCAACGGCCCCGCGAGGAGUCCACCUCUUCAAGUCUCGACCAGUCCUUCUUAUCAAAAUGGCGCCACAUCUCGAACUUCGGGCUACCCUCCUAGUCAGAGACCGAUCGCCGCUGCACAAAAUACUCCGCGUCAGCCAUCUUCAACCGUGAAUGCACAGACUAUGAUGGACAGUGGUCGCCUUCCAUCUCCAGUCAUCAACCGCCCAACCAUGUCCCCUACUCAAGGCAACAUGGAUGUCGGCCCUGUUGCAGGCAUCCCUCAGAAGUCGACAACUCUGGACCAACACGCCGCCAAUGGCACAGUAUCCAGCGUCAACGGGUAUCCGCAAGCGGCGUCCAACGGUGUAGGAUCUCAACCGCAGGGCACGCCUCGACAGCCCAGUUCGGGUGAACCAGCACAAACCCCCCAUACACAACCAUUCUCCGGUCUUUCGCCAAAGAAGCAACAAACUCCUCUUCCGCUUGGACCACCAUCUAUCAUUCCACAGAAGCGAAACACGACAUCCCCUCCCCUGACAGCCCUGGCAAACCCUGCAAAUGCGGCCGGAUCUGGUCCAGCAGAGAGACGAACAGUUAGCGGCACGCCCAUUCUCCCUCCUGUCGAGAACCUGAGGCCGAGUCCCGAACAGAUGAGUAACAUGAGCAGCAAUGAACCGGUCCCUACUCCGAGUAAGCAGCCUCAACAUCAACUUCAGCUUCAGCCUCAGCCUCGGGAAUCUCCUCAAUCACUUGGCGGAAUGGACAACUAG